This is a messenger RNA of Solenopsis invicta (red fire ant), 7252 nucleotides long. Its product is annotated as brefeldin A-inhibited guanine nucleotide-exchange protein 3. The coding region runs from base 73 to 6702 and encodes 2209 amino acids. Gene Ontology annotation, molecular function: guanyl-nucleotide exchange factor activity. Gene Ontology annotation, biological process: regulation of ARF protein signal transduction. NCBI's taxonomy places the organism in Eukaryota, Metazoa, Arthropoda, Insecta, Hymenoptera, Formicidae. The record is from RefSeq and is a predicted model, not a curated record. The transcript has 22 exons.
AAGCAUGGCGUGCAUCGGCACUCCCUUCCGUUAUCGAUCAGUCGCGUGGUAGCGGUUGUAGCCCGUCGUGUCAUGGAGGAUCUCCUGCUGCAGAUCAUAAGGGAGUCGAACAAUGCGAGGCUACAAAAUUUACGAAAAUCGGCGCAGGAAGCGCACGAUUUUUUGGAGAAGCAGCAGGGUUUGUUGCGAGACCCACCGCACGAACUGCGCGCGAAAUGCUUACAUACGUUUCAGCUAGCAUUGGAAAGCAACAGAAGCAAAUUUGUUGCUUUUGGACUUGCGGGAUUGCACAAAAUGUUAAGAGACGACAGAUUCCAAUCACCCUACGAGCCAGAAGAUGAUUCGUUAUGGUUGCCUGCACAAAUGUUGCAUGCCAUGAGCUCCAUCGUCUCUCAAUCCGAUGACACACAGACGGACAUGCUCAAGGUUUUAUUACAAGUCGCCUGCUCUCCUUAUUGGACUAUGAACGGCCGUUUGAUCAUCGCUAUACUGACUACUUGUUGCGAGGCGUUCGAGAAUGGCAAUCAAGCUGUGCGUACAGCCGCACAGGCUGCAACCAGUCAAACAUUACGCUCGUUUUGUCUGUUUUUAGACGAGGAGUGCCAGGAGAUGGACGAGAAUGCUAAACGGAACAAAAACGUGCGUGAGCGAGGUGUUUCGUGUUUCAACGAGGCACUGCCAAUUUUGCAGUACAUCUGCAGCAAAUUGGACGAGGCCCAGAAGAAAUCCUGUUCCAGCAACGGUAGAAACGGCAGCACUGUGGUCUUCCUAUUGGAGUGCUUGCACACGCUCAUAUCGUCGCUACCGCAAAAGAUUCAUACCAACGCACACUUUACGACUUUCUUAUGGCAGAAGUUCUGUCCCGCCUUGAUAGCUUUUCUGGGCACUCCCCGCGUAGAUAAGACCUUUACCUCCCGCGAGGGAAAAGAGAACGAGAUUGGCAGAGGCUCCGGAUACUUGGCCACGUCGUUGAGUUUCGACAGUCAUCAAGCUAAAACAGUUUACAGCAUUGGCACGGAAUUAGUAAGAUUGGUAGGAUGCGUCGGUCCAUUGCGACCAGUUUUGGAAUCGGUUUUCCAUAGAAUGUUGCUAUAUCCACCGCCGCAGCAGCGUUUAGAACCCUUGAAAGCAUUAAAGGAAUUACUGCGUAGUCCCAGUCGCAUGGUUGAUUUUGCUGGACCGUUACUUGUAGAAGAAGAUCGGUCGAGCCAUAUACAAAGUGACAUGGCACUAAUGAGACUAGCCAUGGACUCGAUAGAAGAAUCGACAGCAGGUGGACUGGCUAUAUUGCACGCGAGUGUCUCUUGCGUUGUCGCCAUGCUAUCUGCGCUUCAAGAACUUUGUGAGGGCAAGGCUAUUAAUCAUAAUUAUACGUGCACGAUUAAUAGUUUGUAUGAAGAUUUAGAAUCCUGUGAUUAUCGCGGACCUCUGACUUAUCAAAGCAUGGCACGAUUACCAAAAACAUAUAGGGAACAAUUGGAAUUAAUGAAGAAAGGUAUGGGUUCGGACUCUGACUCAUCCGGGCAUGGACCGUCAGAAGACGGCGAUUCAACUGACACUGAAGGUCCACAAAACGAAUCGGAUGAGGUUCAAGAAAACAGUCAUGACGAUAACGAUUGUACAACGGAGAAUGAAUACGAGAAAAUGAGAUUGAAAAAAUUACCCAAGUGUCUUCAUGUAGGUCGACAAGUGGCCGACGAAUGCAAUGUGGAUGUAGAGAGACACAACGCCAGGCGAUUCGUGAAAACGCUUAGAUCCGAUCUCAUACCGAUGGUUCUCACUUUGCGAAGUAACAUAGAAGUGGACGAGGCGUUGCAAAACUUUGCAUCUGAAUACUGUCAAGGGGUGUUUGUAGCUCAACAGAAGAUGCAAGAACAAGCUGACCAUAGUAUAGAUUCAUGUGCGUUAAUCACGAUCAUGAAUGCUGACGGAAUUUAUCUGGCGACGUAUGCAGCAUUGCUUCUCAAUCUGAAAUUAAUCCAAAUAAAUUAUUAUCAUGAGGAAGGUCGGCAAAUUCCAAUCAGCGAGGAGCGAUUUGUGGAGGAGGUGCAUGGAUCGGGUGUGCUAGUUUAUCUCUCAGCUACGUGGCUCUCCGAAUUGUAUCAACAAGUUCUCGCAUGCAAUUUACUUGAGAAGUGUGGUUAUAAUCCUAGCUCCACGGAAAAUAACGCAUUAGUUAAUGUUCUCACGGAUGUGGAUGGCAUACCUGGCAGUCACAGAGGCGGACAAUUGCUUUCUGAUUACAUAAGAUUGGAACGAGCUCAGCUUUCUCGAAGUGAACCAACUUCGGAAGCGGAGGCUGGCGCAAAACUGUCCCGAAGAGUGCUGACUUGUUGCUGGGGUAGUAUGAUGACGGUUCUCACGACGGGGCUGAAUCCUCCUAAGGAGGAAACCAAUAAAGGCAUUCUAAACAGAGACGGUGGCAGAAGAGGAGUUAGAGACACGGUCGUCUUGGCGCUUGAAGGUCUUCAUAAGGCUGCCACGUUAAGCAACGUACUUGGUUUACAAAAUCGUUGCGGUUCCAUUUUUGCCCUUCUCGCGAAGGCCGCUUGUACGGAACAAUCUAUUUCGAAGAUUACUCGCAAAAAGGACGUUCUUCGACUUAAACUGCAGAACAAAGCGACCAACCUCCACACAUCUCACGCUCUUAGUAUGGAUGUGCUUCUAGGAAGAGGUCUGGAACUAGGCAGUCAUGGUAGCGAUUGUUGGCCGCAUGUUUUUACGUGUUGCCUGUACGUGAGCAAGCUGGAACAUGACUUCUUCGGAAGGAAUCAAAAUCCUUCACUGCCCAAAGUCUCUCAGAAAAAGGAAAAGAAAGACGCUGCGAAUGCCGAUGCUAAAAACAGUCAAGAUAGGCUUCGAUUAAAUUUCAACAUUGUCGAUGAUGAGGAAUCUUGCGUGGACGUUUAUAGUUUUCUAUCGAGUCCCUACACGCAAAAUCCCACUUCAGACACGAUACCGGAGAUUAUUCAAGAAUCAAAUGCCGACAGUCAAUUUAAUGGCAUUUUACCAGCGGACUAUGCCGCCAAGAUUAUUUGUGUGCUAUCACAGCAAGUCGAUAGACUUUUCGAGGAUGCGGCACUUAAACUAAAUCUCAGAGCGCUUUGCUCGUUUCUCAUGGCUCUCUGUAAGGCCAGCAAGGCCCAAUUGUUCAAAACCACUGAUGGCUGCAAAGACAAUAAAAGGUUUUGGUGGAGACGAAAUAAACCGAGGGAAAAUGAGAUGAACGUGUUGCUUUUGGCUCGUUUAGGCGAAGUUAUGCUGAAGUGUGUAAAGAGUGGCAGGCCUUUGAUACAUAUAAUGGGGGUAUGGACCAUUUUGGGACCACACUUCAUGGAGGCGGCUUGUCACGAGGACCGUAGUAUUUCGAAGAAAGCCGUUCAAUGCAUUCACGAUUCCAUGGCGGCCUUGUUAAACGAACAAAUAGAGCUUCCGCAUUUUCACUUUAACGAGGCGCUUUUCAAGCCUUUCGAAAAUCUUUUAUGUCUCGAACUCUGUGAUAGCGACGUGCAAGAUCAAAUUGUCAGUUGCAUCUGCGAGUUCGUUGAAACGAAUCGUACGGAGAUACGUUCAGGUUGGCGUCCGCUCUUCGGCGCGCUCCGAGUGGCGUCGGUCAACAAUUCGGAUUCGGUAGAAUCAGCACCUUUGCUAGAAGUUUUCAGAGUCUUCCUCUCGACGGACAACACAUUGGUCUUCGCUAAUGCCGCCUUGGACUGUAUUUUGUGCCUGCUAAAACACGUAAGAGGUAUCGGUGACAACGAAGCUCAAUCCGAAGAGACUGAUAGCAUCGAUAGCGCAGAAUCGAGAAGAAUGCGACUCUGCGUGGAAAGUUUGAAGUAUCUGCUGAGUUGCAGCGAUAUUCUGUCGUCGAUGUAUCGCAUGCCGGCCUGCCCGAUCUUCCAUUCCGCUCAGCGAAUUCAAGUCUCCACGAUUCCGCAAUACGUGGACCCAAUCAUUCCGAAUCUCGAGCUGACCAGAUUCGACAAGCACAUCGAGUCGAUACAAGAAAUGAUGCCGGAUAAAGCGUACGACGCGCUGACUCCGUUAAUUGACAAAGACGCUCAUCCUAUCGCUACGUUGCAAAGCAUGGACAAGCCUAGUGGUAUCCUCAGGGUCUGGUACAUUCUUAUCGAAGGCCUGGCAAGCGCAACUAUGAUCUGUCCAAAGCGUUAUCAACCGCACACCCUGGAAACCUUAUUCCAUCUGUUGCGCGACAUUUUGAACGUACCUGGACCGGCGUUUGGACUCUACUGCGUUAAUCACCUGCUAUUGCCUAUGGUGCAAAAUUGGCUGAGGAAAACGUCCAAGAUCUUUCGCGGAUGGGACAACUUUGCGCCCAAUUUCAAACAGUGUUGCGGUCUCACGACGGAUCUCGUGGUCGAUUAUUUGACGAACUUGCAAGGUCCAGAGGUCGUCAGAAACGAUGCCUAUUUACCUGCCACGACGCUGAUGUUGAAACAGCUUUUGUUAGUGAUGGCGGAAUGCGUGGUACAGCCUACGGAGAGCAUAGCCCGUCUCGGUUGCGCUUGCAUCAGACACAUCCUCGUGAGCAGCGGACCACUUCUCACCCCGGAACAAUGGGAGGUCUGCGGUGUCGCGUGCUACCGCGCCUGUUCAAAUUCGUUGCAGGAGCUGCACCAGCUGACCAUGGCUUUCUCGCCCAGGUCGGAAUCUUUUUACGGAGACGUCGCCCAGGUGAAGGUCGCGGCGCGCCGAGACGCGACACCGGAAGAAACGGAACGGUUGCGGCAACUCGCCGCUCAGGUGUUCCUUCUCGAGGAACAAACACGGGUCGAAGAUGCUUUGCGAUCAUCUGACGAAAGGUCGUACGUGUUCCUUUUGUACCCUCCUGCCGUAGGCGCUACUCUCAAUCCCGAUCUUUACAUCGUUAGAGUCCAGUUGCGUGCAUUGGUAGUCGGACUUUUGGUACAUCAGAUGCUGCUUCAUUGCAUUGCGAGUGUUCUUCUUCAGGGUACCGGCCCCUCAAUUUCAAGUUUGUCUCACGUGAUUCCACAUUCGACGCCGUGCAGUUCGCCUAAUCCUAACGCCAAACGGGGUUUCCUGUCUCAUCUGAAUCCGCAUCACGUGGAGAUUUUCCUUUCUGCCCUGGACUUUUCAUACGUUGCCGCACUGAAGUUCGAUUGCCGGCCGGGCUUGAAAUUCUUAGUGCAAAAGGUGGCGAAUCUCGAGCAACCGGCGAAUCUAUAUCGCCAAGCGGCCGCUGCUUGGACCAUUAAGAUCAUCACGUUGUUCGAGCUGUGUUUACGAGAAGUAGAGGAGCUUCACGCGAGUCUGGAAUUGGUGAAGACGAUUUUGGGCACAGGACUGGGCGACAGAGAAUGUGUCUACGACAUCAAGCAUCGAAAACUCAACAAAUAUCUACGGCAACUCCGUACGACUUUCGAUGAGCUUUGCGAGACUUAUGUUGAAGUAGUUCUUGACGAGGACGGCAGGUACACCAAGGUCGACAGUUUCGCAGAGAGGAAGAUAUUCUUGCUGGUGGCGCAGCCCGAUGAUUAUCCUGAGAUUACUAGGAAAGAGCCCAUUAAUGGUCGUCUUGUCACCAGUACUUUCGUCGAGUCGUCGGAGAAAGAAGAUACCAGUACCCGUCAAGAUCAGCCUGAUGGUGAUGAGGAAGAUGAGCAGGAUGAUCCGGACGACGUGUACAAUCCAAACUUGGAUGACGAGAGCGGCUUGGAGGAACUUGGAGCUGAGAGCGAAAAUGAUCCGAGACCUUUCAGAUUGUCUGAUCUGGCCGCAGAAUAUUCAACUGAUUCUGGUCCACAGUCUGAACCGGAAACCGACGACUCUAGACCGGUGUCCAGAUUAGGAUCGGUCACGGAGAAGAUUGUUUACUUCGAUCGCUCGGGUGGAACUUCCAGCGAGGGUUACAUUGAUGCCAAAUAUAAUUCCGCGACUCCGGCGCUUCCCAAGAUGUAUUCUCGUGACGACUUCUCUUACAAGUUUGAUUCGCAUUGGAAAACAGAGUCAAUUUCUGUGAGAAAUUCCAUGGCUGAUAUGAAGACGCUAAAUCGAAAUUCGUUUUCCGACGAAGGCUUUUUACACAAAAAAUCAUUUUCGGAAAGACGUGGUAGCGAUGUAGGUCCAUUAUCCAGGCGGAAAUCUUUGACGUUUGUUAUGGUGGCAGAUCUUGAGAAUGAAGAUAAGUCUUUGCCGGCCGAUUCCGUGGAUUCCCGACCAAAGUCGGUGAUGGAGGUGCGCAGAAUACCCGCUUGGACGAUGUCCGAUGAGGGACGAUGUCCUUCUAGCGAGCCUCGCGAAGCAGAAGAAAGCAUUAAAGAGGAGGACAAAAAGAAUUCUAAAUCCUCACAGGUCCUUGACAAUAUAGAUGAAUUACUGCGCGAUUAUGAACGUAGUAAGCGUGGUUUUAGAAUAAAUCCCUUUUUGCGGGACGAAGAAGAGGCGUCUAGAGUCGAGAGUCAACCAAUCGUUAAUCAAGAAGUGCAGAGACGAACCGUUAAUAAAGACAGCGAAGCUCAUAGGAAAGCUUGGGCAGACACUUUGAGCACUGCAUUGGAAUGGGCUUUAGCUUUGCCAGAUGAACAAUUGGCACCGUUGCUUCCGGUUUUCGUACGCGGUGUGCGAAUAUUGACUAGGCAUGCGGUAGAUCAAAGCCUGAAACAACGUCUCUCAGCCCUCUUUCAUCGUAUCGCUGUACUUUAUGGAUUGACAAAUAAUUAAUAGCGAUUGAAUUUAGGUACGCGAUAGCGGCCUUAGUUGUAAGACUUUUCAAAAGAUGAAGAAAGAAUGAUUUAACACGCUUGACUUACACUUUUCAAGUUUUUUAUUAUUACUGUGAUAGACACGCAAAAUCGAAAGAAAAAGUAGGAAGAAGAUAGAGAAUUUACCAAGAUAUUUUAUUCGUAACUUUUGAUCAAUUAAGAUAUACUCAAUGAGUAUACAAGUAUAAAUUAAAUUCAAAAAAAGAAUACGAUGUUUCUGUUAUCAUGUAGAUUUCCAUUUUUUUCCGUAUAUAUACUGACGCGACGACACGUCGGAGACAAGGAUUUUAUUUACGAUCCAUUCUGCAUGCACAUCUCUCGAUUCUCAUUUUAUGCUCUUUGCGCUUAACUGUAGUUUGCGGUACGGUCAUAGUGAUGGGUGUAUCGAAUUUUUGCUUCCAACGCGUAAAGCUUAAAAACACGAGCGACGAAUGAAAGGUGUCUCGCGGCGAACGCGACACAAGUGAUAUGGUGACACUUCUCUGUUCACUUAUCAAGAUUUCUAAAAG